Radiomyces spectabilis is the source of this 1430-nucleotide messenger RNA. RefSeq names its product peptidase C13 family-domain-containing protein. NCBI's taxonomy places the organism in Eukaryota, Fungi, Mucoromycota, Mucoromycetes, Mucorales, Radiomycetaceae. Gene Ontology annotation, cellular component: GPI-anchor transamidase complex. The coding region runs from base 43 to 1251 and encodes 402 amino acids. The record is from RefSeq and is a predicted model, not a curated record. Gene Ontology annotation, molecular function: GPI-anchor transamidase activity. The transcript has 7 exons. Gene Ontology annotation, biological process: protein localization to cell surface; attachment of GPI anchor to protein; proteolysis.
UUCCCUUUCCCUUCUUGUGACCAACAGUCAUCUAUACGAGCCAUGGCAAGACUGUUCUCUUAUUACGUCUUGCUGAUAAGCUGGAUUCUCGGUCUUGGGUUGCUUUCAUUAGAGAGUGUUUACGGCCUGACGGCGGCCGAUGAAGGCCAAGUGGAAGGCUUUUUUAGCCAAAGCGGACACACCAACAAUUGGGCUGUGCUGGUAUGCACGUCACGCUUUUGGUUCAAUUAUCGUCACAUUGCCAAUACUUUGUCCAUGUAUCGUACGGUGAAACGGUUGGGCAUACCUGAUUCCAAUAUCAUCUUGAUGCUGGCCGAUGAUGUAUCGUGCAAUCCUAGAAACAAAUAUCCAGCCACGGUUUACAACAAUGCCGCCCGAUUGCUGGAUCUCUAUGGUGACAAUGUCGAAGUCGAUUAUAGAGGUUAUGAAGUGACGGUGGAGAACUUUAUUCGUAUGCUCACAGGUCGUGUCUCGCCCGAUACCCCGCGUUCGAAACGGUUACUUUCCGACGAUCGGUCCAACAUCUUUGUCUACAUGACGGGCCACGGUGGGGAUGAAUUCUUGAAAUUCCAGGAUGCCGAGGAAAUCAGUGCUUACGAUCUCGCCGAUGCAUUCAAACAGAUGUAUGAAAAAGACAGGUACAAUGAAAUCUUCUUCAUGAUCGACACCUGCCAAGCCAAUACUAUGUACAGCAAGAUCGAUUCGCCCAACAUUCUGGCCACCGGCAGUAGCAAACUUGGCGAAAGUUCAUAUUCGCAUCACACAGAUUACGAGAUUGGAGUGGCGGUAAUCGACAGUUAUACUUACUAUAACUUGGAAUUCCUGGAAGACAUUGAUAUGACAAGCAACAAAACAUUGCAAGACUUGUUUGAUACCUACGAUCCUGUAAAAAUCGCGUCUCAUCCUGGGAUUCGCUCCGAUCUAUUCCGCCGCCCCUUGGAUAAGGUGAAAGUGACCGAUUUCUUUGGCAAUGUGCAAAACGUGGAACUGACACGUCAACGGUAUCCUUUAUUGGAAACGGCUGAUGAACCAUUCAACGAAUCCGAUGUACCUGUGGAAGCACCCGUAACGCCUUCAAAUUACGUGGUUGAUCAUCGAUAUCAUUCUUUCAGCGUGAAACGGAAACAGCGCGAGAGAGGUUGGACAUGGAUAAAGGAUCAUAUAAUAUCGCCGUCCAAUGUUAUUGCCAUGGUGGCCACCGCCGGUAUCGCCUAUGUCGUCAGUCAAGCCAUCCACGCUCAAUGUCUGUAGAAAUUUGAGUAUACAUUCUUCCUCUAUCUCCCUCUCCCUCUCUCUUUGUAUAUACUUCCAUCCUCAUAAGGCAUAUUUACUUCGCUUUUGAAAGGACAAGGUUAAAAGAAAUAUCCAUACUGUAAAAGAUUUUUGUCCCCCAAAAAGGUGGGCUUUGGCGGACAUAACAGCAUUCAAGA